AUGGAUCAGACAGGGGCAAAGAUCAGAGAGCAGCUAAGGCUGAUUCAAGUUACACUUAAUCAUGCAAAAGACUCAUUCCAUGCUCUAAGCAGAGCAGAACAGGAGGAAGAAGGAAAUGGAACAACAACCAGAGACAAUGAUAUUAAUCAAGCAAAAUGUUUACUUAUGCAAGAUCCGAACUACAAAAAAGGUUUUAAAGUUGAUCAUGUGUGGGAUAUGAUGAAAGAUUUUGAGAAGUUUAAAGAUGUCGAUGCUGGAAGUAAAAAAGUUCGAAAGCAAGGCUCUUCUUAUAUAUCAUCGGAGUCUGAGACUCCUACUCCUGAUUCACCUCUAGUAUCAUCUCCUAACUUAUCAUCAUUUUCGCUAAAUUUGAAUGAGGAUGUUGCAGGUGAUUCCACAUCAUCACAACGACCUAUUGGGGUGAAGAAAGCAAAAUUGAAGAGAAAAAUCGAAGAAGUUUUUUCAUCUGCUAUGCAAAUGGUCCAAUCAGAAAAUAAUCGGCUUGUUGAGUUGUUGGCAAUGUCAGGUGCAGACAGGCAGCGAGAUUUGGAGAUGAAAGAUAGAGCUUUGAAACUAAAAGAAUUUAAAGAAGAAAAUAAAAUUUUAUUGUCGAAAUUAGAUUCUGUUGGUGAUCCAAAUAUUCGUGAAUUUAUUCGACAAGAACAAAAACGAAUAAUGGAUAAAAGAAGUCAACAAUUUCAACAGCCACAACCACAACAAUCCUCUGCCCCAUACACUCAAUAUUUUAAUGAUGUUGGUGGAUCUGGAAACGACCUACCAGAGUACUAA
This is a messenger RNA of Lycium barbarum (goji berry), 789 nucleotides long. RefSeq lists its product as uncharacterized. The transcript is spliced from 3 exons. NCBI's taxonomy places the organism in Eukaryota, Viridiplantae, Streptophyta, Magnoliopsida, Solanales, Solanaceae. The record is from RefSeq and is a predicted model, not a curated record. The coding region runs from base 1 to 789 and encodes 262 amino acids.